Messenger RNA from Amaranthus tricolor (Joseph's coat), 2028 nucleotides. Its product is annotated as serine/threonine-protein kinase STY13-like. The record is from RefSeq and is a predicted model, not a curated record. Lineage: Eukaryota; Viridiplantae; Streptophyta; Magnoliopsida; Caryophyllales; Amaranthaceae. Gene Ontology annotation, biological process: protein phosphorylation; signal transduction. Gene Ontology annotation, cellular component: cytoplasm. The transcript is spliced from 3 exons. Bases 336 to 1574 code for a protein of 412 amino acids. Gene Ontology annotation, molecular function: protein kinase activity; ATP binding.
UCUACUACAACAACAAGAGAGAGAAAUAAAGAGACUGUAAUUCCUUUUUAUUUUUCUUCUUCAUCCUCUCUCUCUCUACUUUCUCUCUGCUCUUCUUCGGAUUUGAUCUCUUCAAGUUCUUGUCCUUCAAUCAACUUUGGUUUUCUUGUUUGUUGUAUUAGAAAUCGGUGUUAGUCAGCUGGUCAAAUAUUUUGCUUAAUCGACGCGUUUUCCCUUUUUCUCCGACAAAAAAUCAGUCAAUUUUGAGGGCUUUGGCUGGGGUUGUGGAAUCUUGACAUGUUGAUGCUGAACAAGUAAAUAAGAUUUAGAAUUUGUGUUUCUUACAAGGGAACAAGAUGUUGGAGGCUUCAAAGUUUACUGGAAUCAUAGGGAUAAACAACAAUGAUAACAAAUUCUAUGACUUCUAUCACAAGCUUGGAGUUGGUGAGAAUUCCAAUAUGUCAAUUGACAGUUAUGCAAGCUUGCAGACGAGCAAUGGAGGGGGUUCUGUUGCCAUGUCUGUUGAUAAUAGUAGUGUGGGUUCUAAUGAUUCACACACUCGUAUGUUGGGUCAUCAAGGAUUGAAACGUGUUAACAAUAACUAUUCUGUUGCUGGGAGUGUUAAUCAUCGAGGAAGGGUAACUCAUGCCUUGAGUGAUGAUGCACUUGCUCAAGCACUUAUGGAUCCUACUUUCCCUACUGAGGGGCUUGAGAAUUUUGAGGAGUGGACUAUUGACUUGAGGAAGCUUAAUAUGGGUGAAGCUUUUGCACAAGGAGCUUUUGGGAAGCUUUAUCGGGGUACAUAUGAAGGUGAGGAGGUUGCAAUUAAAAUUUUGGAGAGGCCAGAGAAUGACCAGGAGAGGGCCCAGCUGAUGGAGCAACAAUUUCAACAGGAAGUUAUGAUGUUGGCUACAUUGAAGCAUCCAAAUAUUGUUCGGUUUAUUGGAGCUUGUCGUAAACCCAUGGUCUGGUGUAUUGUUACUGAAUAUGCAAAGGGUGGUUCGGUUAGACAAUUCUUGACAAAGAGGCAUAACAGAUCCGUGCCUCUGAAGUUAGCUGUUAAACAGGCAUUGGAUGUGGCUAGAGGGAUGGAGUAUGUCCACCGACUUGGAUUGAUCCACAGGGAUCUGAAGUCUGAUAAUUUGUUGAUUUUUUCUGAUAAAUCUAUAAAGAUUGCGGAUUUUGGAGUUGCUCGGAUUGAGGUUCAGACCGAAGGAAUGACCCCAGAGACCGGAACAUACCGUUGGAUGGCUCCUGAAAUGAUCCAACAUAGGCCCUACACCCAGAAGGUUGAUGUGUACAGUUUUGGAAUAGUGCUUUGGGAGCUGAUAACGGGUAUGCUCCCUUUCCAGAAUAUGACUGCCGUUCAGGCAGCAUUUGCUGUAGUCAACAAGGGAGUCCGUCCAAUAAUCCCACCUGACUGCCUUCCCGUUCUGAGUGAGAUCAUGACCCGUUGUUGGGAUCCCAAUCCCGAUGUAAGGCCUCCCUUUUCAGAUGUUGUGAAGAUGCUCGAGCAUGCAGAGACAGAGAUCAUGACCACUGUACGCAAGGCCCGUUUCAGGUGCUGUAUCACACAACCUAUGACUGCAGAUUAAUGCACAGAAGAAUCCAGAUUGCGACGAGACAAGAGGGAAAAAAUGAAUAGGCACAUAUUUAUGGCAAGGUAUUCGAAACGAAUUGCUACAAGAACGCACUGCAGGGGAAAAGGUUGUUUUACUUAACCAUGUAUUUAUGAGGAUAUCAUUUUCUUACAUUCAGCUUAGAAAAAAGUGGAAAAAUCACGAUAAAAUUCGAGAACUGGGUUUCUUGUUUUUGUUUUAUUUUUCCUCUUAAAAUUAUAAUUCAAAUGGAUUUCUGUGGUUGCCCUUAGUAGGAGGAAGAGAAGAAGAUAUGUGAUCUGUAAUUCUGUAUUUAUACAUGCGCCUUCACUCUUGCUUUGAUGUUUAUCUACUCUUUAGUUUAAUUAUUUUGAUGAUAAAAAGAGGAAAAUGUCAUACUAUUAUUAUUAGUUACUUAUUUGAUUUCUUAAUUAUGUCAUGGGGAAUGAUG